This is a messenger RNA of Acipenser ruthenus (sterlet), 4715 nucleotides long. Its product is annotated as transmembrane protein 169-like. Bases 327 to 1265 code for a protein of 312 amino acids. The transcript is spliced from 3 exons. The record is from RefSeq and is a predicted model, not a curated record. Lineage: Eukaryota; Metazoa; Chordata; Actinopteri; Acipenseriformes; Acipenseridae.
CCCAGCUGGGCAGGACCCUGGUGUUGAAGCUGGAGGGGCGGGGUGAAUACGACCCCGGAUCCGGCUCUCGGACUCCUUUGUGCGCUUGCUGGUGGUUGGAGCAGUGGUAGAUUGCUGGCUGUGAGUUAGUGACUGCACUGCAUAUUGCAGCAGGACUCCACACCCUGCACAUGCAUAUUUAAAAAGGAGCCGCAAUCACAUCUGAGUUUACACGCCCAUCGCCUUUCAACUCUUCAAGGGACCCUGUGUGGUGUGGUGUGGUGCCGGGCAGAAUGGGACAUCCUGGCGCCCUGAGCUCUCACUGAGGAGUCAGGCACCAGCAGGCCAUGCAGGGAGAAGCCUCAGCAGGGGCCAUCGGCAUGGAGCAGGUGAGCCAGUGGGGGGCCGAGAGCCCACACCUUGCCUCGCUGCGCAGGUCAGAGGUCACGGGCGGCCCCUCCCAGGGCGAGGAGGGAGGGGUGGAGAGGAGGAAGAGGAGGAAGAAGAAGGAGCCAAGACCGGAGUCCAUCAUUGUGUACCGCUCAGAGGCAGAGAAGGGGGUGAGUGAGGAGUCACCGGCAGAGGAGGGGAGUGAGAAGAGCGGACAGGAAGGGCCCAAGUUCCUCAGCACUCCCACAGGUGAGGCUCUCACAGGAGGCUGGAACGCUCCCCUGGACAGCCGCUACGUCACUCUGACCGGCACCAUCACCCGGGGGAAGAAGAAGGGCCAGAUGGUGGACAUCCACGUGACGCUGACUGAUAAAGAGAUGCAGGAGCUGGCCAGGUCCAGGGAGCCUCUCCGGAGAGAGAGGGAAGGCGAGGAAAGCAAGCGGGCCUGCCGGGUGGGGGCUGGCCGCGGGCCCCACGUCCUGCUCUGGAGCCUGUCCUGCACGCCCGUGGUGUUCCUGCUGUCGUUCGUCAUGUCAUUCUACUACGGGACCAUCACCUGGUACAAUGUCUUCCUGGUCUACAACGAGGAGCGGACUUUUUGGCACAAAAUCACCGUCUGCCCCUGCCUCAUCAUCUUCUACCCCAUCCUCAUCGUGACACUCUCCCUGUCCCUGGGGGUCUACACGGCCGUCACCCAGGUGUCCUGGGCCUUCGCCGAGUGGUGGCAGGCAGUCCGAGACCUGGAGAAGGGCUUAUGUGGCUGGAUCUGCGGAAAGCUGGGCCUGGAGGACUGCUCCCCCUACAGUAUCGUGGAGCUGCUUGACUCCGAUAACCUGUCGGGCAGCCUGCAGGGCAAGGGGGGCCCUUCACAGGGGCUCGAGACCUCCGCUGUCUGAGUCCUACAGCCUGUUUUGUGUCGUUGUUUCUCACAGAACAGUGGCUCUGGUUUAUCACAGCUUUUUACUUUGAUGUGCAGUAGUGGUGAAGUAGAGAAUGAAAUCUGGCUAUGCAACCAAAUUGCCACAGAAAUGAAAGAACAGGUAGCUUAAAAGGAGUUUUUGUUUUAGCUUUUGAUGAGGUUUGUAAUCAUUGGGAGUGUUACUUAUCUGGCUACUUUCUGAAAUCUAUUCGCUUCAAAUCGGCAUUGUCGCAAUUUUGUUCUGAAAGAAAAAUACACCAGUCCUAAAAUGAACAAAUGCUACUUACCUGAAGAGCCUGAAUUAAACGUAGGAUUUGUUUAUUUCAGAUUUGGGAACUUUUUAUUGUGUGCGUUCUUUUUUUCUGAAAACAUUUUGCUGCAGACAAAUUAGAAUAAGUAGCUUUGAAAAUCUAGCCCAUACAAGUGCUUUAUCCUGAGCUGCCAGAUUCUCUCUUUCAUCAUUGCUGUAUAUGUAACCUAGGCUAGAUAGCUGCCAUCUAGCGUGUAAAGUAACUGCACUAAGAACCACUCUGAAGGAUUGCAAACAUUGCAAAGGGGACAGAAAAACUAAAUCGAAUGUAAUUUGAAUCUACGUACUCUUUCAAACUAGUCUUAUUAGGGGUUUCAAGUUUAACCUGUACAUACUUCCUAGAGCUUGGUAAUGCUAAAUGUUCAGUCUUUCAUGUGUCAACUAAAAUAAACAGAUAACGGCCCCUACAUUCAUUCAUUUGCUUCGUUGUCAUCUGAACUUUUUAUAUUGGUACAUUCAGUAUUACUAACUACAUGGGGAGUACUGUUAGCACUGUAGAGGUUAAUUACACAAGUUACCUUUUUUAUUGCAAGGAUUGUGCUUUGUUGUGCAUAGCAAGUCUAAAAUAUGAGUUAAGUGCAGUUGGUGUACAUGUUUACAACUUUACAACUGUGGAGAACCUAGUUUUUACAUAUUUAAGAUGGAAAUGUAGUAAUAUUAGAGUUUUUCCUUUCACAAAAGGAAGUAUUAUAUCUUUGAUAAUGUCUUUCUCUACUGAUUUAUUUUGAUCGCUUUAAAUGUAAUUUGAAUUCCUUUUUGUACAUUACUCAUUCUGUUUGAUGGCGUUUGCAACCAUUAUGCCUGGUUAUGGGUUCUGCUUGUUCAAUAUUGCGUUUCAUUUUUCUGUAAAUCUGUCUAUCUGUUUCUGAAUUUGCUUUCAGCCUGUCUGGAGAAUCUGAACAGUCUUUCUUGUUGCAUUCAAAUCAUGUGAUAAUGUGACCUUUCAACUCCCUAAACCCACAACCACUGAGAAUGAUUGCAAACACUAUAAAGACAGUAAGGGACAGUGAAAUAUAUUUGAAUCUCCUUUCUCUUUAAUGUAGCUGCACUUUCCUACUGCUGGUGUAGUUUCAUUUUCAAAGAAAACUAUUGUUAUUUGCUAUUUAUAUACAGUGUAUUUUAGUGUUUGGUAAAGCGGAUAAAGUCUUUAAAAUGUUUUUAAAAAGUACUCCAUGGUUUCAAUUUGAGUCCGCUUGUAGCAGAAUUUACUUAUACAUAUCUCAUGUUUUAGUUCUCCAUUAAAAACGUUUUUUUGAAUUCCAAACUGCUUGACAAGUUGACAGUCCUGAUGUAUUUCUACUACAGACAUGGUUCUAUUUUAAUGAAACUGUAACUUUAAAUGGAGGCAGCAAUACAUGAGAACGUGGCUCACCACUGUAGCUGGGCUGAACUUGACAGCUUCUAUCACUGUUGAAUACGCUGAUUUGCCUAUUCAGUUUACAAUGUGUUCAACUGGCUAGGUCAGUAUUGAGUUUUCUGCAAUAUACUUGCCUACACUUAUUCCAGUACUGAGUUCUCAAUACUUUCCCCAAAACCUGCUGGCUUUUUUUUAAUAUUAUUACUCUCUGCUCUGAGUUCUCUAUUAUACUCAUGUGUGGCUCUUCAUAAUAAUGUAUUGUAUUGGCUCUCUUUUGGAUUUGGUUAUCUACGUUAUAUGCUGGCUGUGUAAUAUUAUCAGCACUCAGUUCUCUGUAUUGAAUUUACUGGUUCUCAACUCUUCAGUACUCUGAAUUAGUCAUUACUACAGCUUUAAUUUGACUAGAAACCUGCAUUAGCAGGGUUUACAAUUGAGCUUUGGAAUGAGAUGGAGGUAAACUCUCUAAUUUCUUAGCCUGAUGCUUAUCAUAAGAAGUCACUGAAGAAGUGAUGAACCAAGGCUUCAAAAAAUGUCUUGCCUCUUUUUGGCACUAGAUCAAUUGUCUCCCUUUUCUUGCAUGCGAGGCAGUGUUGGAGAAGUUCCUUUUAAAAAGUAAUCUGUUACUUGAACAAAAAUGUAACUAGUUACAGUAACUUAUUACCUUAAAGAAAACUAGUUACAGUUACAAAUAAUUACUUUCCGGCCCAUUUUACAUUUUACUGAGAGAUUUUUUUUCGGUUUGGACAGGCUGCAAGAGGAAAUCACAAGCAUGUUCAUGUGACAUGGAAGGUUUGACUUGGACUUUUUGAAUCACUUUCUGAUUUCCAUGUUCUGCAUUAGCCAUACUCCUAAAGUAACUACAACUAACAAAGUUGCAAUUAUGUGUUUGAAAAUACACCCCUCUCCAAAGCUAUAGCAAAGAUGUGCUGAUUUUUUACUGUGCACCCAGAUGACUGGCUAUGAUAUUUGUUCCCAUUUUCCUCUAAUUUAUUAACGUGAUUAUUUAUUUAUUUAUUUAUUCAUUCAUUUAUUUAUUUAUAUCUAUGAGCAGCGUUUCACAUUGUAUAUCAUUCCCCACUGCUGAACUUGUUUAAACCCACUGCUUCAUACACAGCCAUGAGAAGCAAAGUGGAAUGGCCUGGGCAGUGCUUUACAGCAAAGCCACACAGACAUAUUGAGCUGGGCCAGACACCUACUGAAAUGGCUUAUGUGAUGACUGUGACACUGUAUACCUAUCUCAACCUUGGCACACCUGAAGGUUGUUUUUGAAUGGAGUGCAUGUUUUGAGUGGGUAUAAACUUUGGUGGCACUUUGCUCAUGUUUCCUAUUCAAACUGGGUCACUUUGACCCUCACACACCCUGAAUCUGCACAGCGGUACACUCUGCUCCUUUCUUUGCUAAAAGCCACAUUACUGUAACCCUGAUUGCUUUGAUUAUUUUUUGAGACAUGUAAUGUGUUUCUUUUCCUAUAAAGUUUUUUUUUAGUUCUUACUUUUUUUAGGCAUCCCUGUUAUUGGAGCUUACAUGGUUUUGUAACUACAUCAUUACAGAUUUGUAUUUAUUUAUUUAUUUUUCCCCCAACAGCACAUAAACUCUUUGAGAUGCUGACUUCAUAUUUUCGGUGCAACGGAAACGCCUUUGACCUGUCCCCUGAUUGCUUCCCUGGAAUCAGAUUACAUGACAUUCCAAAAUAUAAAAUCCUAAAAUGUACUAUUCUUAACCUGUAAUCUUAAAUAAUAAAAAUAUUUACAAUUUUUAAA